AUGAACGCUUCGCUUCUUGCACUUCCAUAUUUCGCGUUGGUUUUUAUCUUUUAUCAUCAAUCAAAUGGUUUUAUCCGAAGUUGUGAUAACUUAUAUGAAUAUUGGAAAACAUUACCAGUUUUAAUUUUAAGUAUACUUUACUAUGCAGUUGGUUCAAGCUUUAGCAAUCGUCAACAUAUCUAUGCAUCACUUGGCUUAUUAGCUGGUGCUAUUGGUGAUUAUAUGAUAACAAGGCCAAAUGAUGGCCUAAUCCUUGGGGCUGCUUGUUUUGCUAUUGGCCAUAUUUUUUAUUUGCUUACAUUUACCUAUCGUAUUGGUAAUCUAUGCAUCCCAUUACUAUUUAUGAUAAUACUGAUAAGCUUUAUCAUACUUUAUGUAACAUUUGCAUUACUUCUAAUUGUACAUCCAAUUGCAUCAACAAUUAUGAUUAUUUAUUCAUUUCUUUUAUCAAUGUGUGUUCUCUUCAGUGGUUCAUUGUAUAUUUGUGGCGGUCCAUAUGAUCAGCAACGACAAUUUAAUAAUUUAUUACGAUUUCUUGGAUUUUUACUCUUUUAUUUAUCUGAUAGCGCAUUAAUUAUUCAUCACGUUGGAAUUGCUGUGCCAGUUGCUGAAAAAUUGAUCUUAUCAACUUAUUUUAUCGCACAAUAUCUCAUUUUAUGUGGUUCAUCACUAUCAUCAUCAUCAUCGUUAUCAUUAUCAUCAUCAUCGUUAUCACCAUCACACUGUUACCGCUCAUAUCAUUUACAUCAGAAAGCAGAUAAAUGA
Molecule: messenger RNA, 765 nt
Organism: Brugia malayi
Lineage: Eukaryota; Metazoa; Nematoda; Chromadorea; Rhabditida; Onchocercidae
Exons: 4
Coding region: 1-765 (254 amino acids)
Cellular component (GO): membrane
Source: RefSeq, a predicted model, not a curated record